Molecule: messenger RNA, 2535 nt
Organism: Elephantulus edwardii (Cape elephant shrew)
Lineage: Eukaryota; Metazoa; Chordata; Mammalia; Macroscelidea; Macroscelididae
Gene: EZH1
Product: enhancer of zeste homolog 1 (Drosophila)
Exons: 20
Coding region: 46-2289 (747 amino acids)
Biological process (GO): chromatin remodeling
Molecular function (GO): histone H3K27 methyltransferase activity; protein binding
Source: RefSeq, a predicted model, not a curated record
UCGCAGCGGGUCCCUGCGGCUCGGGAUGGAGGAUUACAAGGGAAAAUGGAUAUACCAAAUCCUCCAACUUCCAAAUGUAUCACUUACUGGAAAAGAAAAGUUAAAUCUGAAUAUAUGAGACUUAGACAACUUAAACGACUGCAGGCCAAUAUGGGUGCAAAGGCUCUGUAUGUAGCAAAUUUUGCAAAAGUUCAAGAAAAAACCCAGAUCCUCAACGAAGAAUGGAAGAAGCUUCGUGUCCAACCUGUUCAGUUGAUGAAGCCAGUGAGUGGGCAUCCAUUCCUCAAAAAGUGUACCAUCGAGAGCAUUUUCCCAGGAUUUGCAAGCCAACAUAUGUUAAUGAGGUCUCUGAACACAGUUGCCUUGGUUCCCAUCAUGUAUUCCUGGUCUCCUCUCCAGCAGAACUUCAUGGUAGAAGAUGAGACAGUUUUGUGCAAUAUUCCUUACAUGGGAGAUGAGGUGAAAGAAGAAGAUGAAACUUUCAUUGAGGAGCUGAUCAAUAAUUAUGAGGGGAAAGUCCACGGUGAAGAAGAGAUGAUCCCAGGGUCUGUCCUCAUUAGUGAUGCUGUUUUCCUGGAGUUGGUAGAUGCCCUGAAUCAAUACUCAGAUGAGGAUGAGGAAGGACACAAUGAUACCUCAGAUGGAAAGCAGGAUGACAGCAAAGAAGACUUGCCAGUGACGAGAAAGAGAAAACGACAUGCUAUUGAGGGUAGCAAAAAGAGUUCCAAGAAGCAGUUCCCAAAUGACAUGAUCUUCAGUGCCAUUGCCUCCAUGUUUCCUGAGAAUGGUGUCCCAGAUGACAUGAAGGAAAGGUAUCGAGAGCUAACAGAGAUGUCAGACCCCAAUGCACUUCCCCCUCAGUGCACACCCAACAUCGAUGGCCCCAAUGCCAAGUCUGUGCAGCGGGAGCAGUCUCUGCACUCCUUCCACACACUGUUUUGCCGGCGUUGUUUUAAAUACGACUGUUUCCUUCACCCUUUUCAUGCCACCCCUAAUGUAUACAAACGCAAGAACAAAGAAAUCAAGAUUGAACCAGAACCGUGUGGAACAGAAUGCUUCCUUUUGCUGGAAGGAGCCAAGGAGUACGCCAUGCUCCACAACCCCCGUUCCAAGUGCUCCGGUCGCCGCCGCCGCCGGCACCACCUAGUCAGUGCUUCCUGCUCUAACACUUCAGCUUCUGCUGUGGCUGAGACUAAAGAAGGGGACAGUGACAGGGACACAGGCAAUGACUGGGCCUCCAGUUCUUCAGAGGCUAAUUCUCGCUGUCAGACUCCUACAAAACAGAAAGCAAGUCCAGCCCCACCUCAGCUCUGUGUAGUGGAAGCACCCUUAGAGCCUGUGGAGUGGACUGGGGCUGAAGAAUCUCUUUUUCGAGUCUUCCAUGGUACCUACUUCAACAACUUCUGUUCAAUAGCCAGGCUUCUGGGAACUAAAACAUGCAAGCAGGUCUUUCAGUUUGCAGUCAAAGAAUCACUUAUCCUGAAGCUGCCAACAGAUGAGCUCAUGAAUCCUUCACAGAAGAAGAAAAGAAAGCACAGGUUAUGGGCUGCACACUGCAGGAAAAUUCAGCUGAAGAAAGAUAACUCUUCCACACAAGUGUACAACUACCAGCCCUGUGACCACCCAGAUCGGCCCUGUGAUAGCACCUGCCCCUGCAUCAUGACUCAGAACUUCUGUGAGAAGUUCUGCCAGUGUAACCCGGACUGUCAGAAUCGCUUUCCUGGCUGUCGCUGUAAGACCCAGUGCAACACCAAACAGUGUCCUUGCUACCUGGCAGUGCGAGAGUGUGACCCCGACCUGUGCCUCACCUGUGGGGCCUCCGAGCACUGGGACUGCAAGGUGGUUUCCUGUAAAAACUGCAGCAUUCAGCGUGGCCUCAAGAAGCACCUGUUACUGGCCCCCUCAGAUGUGGCCGGAUGGGGCACCUUCAUUAAAGAGUCUGUGCAGAAGAACGAAUUCAUUUCUGAAUAUUGUGGUGAGCUCAUCUCCCAGGAUGAGGCUGAUCGGCGAGGGAAGGUCUAUGACAAAUACAUGUCCAGCUUCCUCUUCAACCUCAACAAUGAUUUUGUAGUGGAUGCUACCCGGAAAGGCAACAAAAUUCGAUUUGCAAACCAUUCUGUGAACCCCAACUGUUAUGCCAAAGUGGUCAUGGUGAAUGGGGAUCAUCGGAUUGGAAUCUUUGCCAAGAGGGCAAUUCAAGCUGGUGAAGAGCUCUUCUUUGAUUACAGGUACAGCCAAGCUGAUGCCCUCAAGUACGUGGGGAUUGAGAGGGAGACGGAUGUCCUUUAGCCCUCCUGGACCCCACGCCAGUGCUUAUGGUAGCGGCACUGUCUUUGCUUUCAUGCACACACCACUGCUGCUCGACAUUCCUGCACUAUGUGUCUCCCACACCAAGAACACCCCACCCCCACCCCAUCCCUCUGUAGUGAGGCUCAAGCUGUGUCUAGUGUAGACAGAACUGUCUCAGUUAAAAGAGAGACACAGGCAGCUAGGGCUUGGCUCCCAGGAGAGAGAGUUGCCGAAGCCAGAAACUGU